Molecule: messenger RNA, 1058 nt
Organism: Musa acuminata subsp. malaccensis (wild Malaysian banana)
Lineage: Eukaryota; Viridiplantae; Streptophyta; Magnoliopsida; Zingiberales; Musaceae
Source: RefSeq, a predicted model, not a curated record
UUGUCGGUGGGUGUCCCUCGGUCUUCUUCGUUUGGUUUCCUCGUUUACCUCGGCAAGCAUGGGCUCCGAGUUCCCCGACGUGGCCGGAGAGGAGCCCUUCCGUGUGUUCAUCGGUUACGACCCCCGUGAGGACGUGGCCUACCAGGUCUGCCGCCGCUCUCUCCUCCGCCGCUCCUCCGUGCCCCUGUCCGUCCACCCCAUCCGACAGGCCGACCUCCGCGCCGCCGGCCUCUACUGGCGACCCCGCGGCCCCACCGAGAGCACCGAGUUCUCCUUCACCCGCUUCCUCACCCCCUACCUCGCCGGCCACCGCGGCUGGGCCCUCUUCGUCGACUGCGACUUCCUCUUCCUGCACGACCCCGCCGCUCUCUUCGCCCUCCGUGACCCCAGCUUCGCCGUCAUGUGCGUCCACCACGACUACGCCCCUUCCGAGACCACCAAGAUGGACGGCGCCGUCCAGACCGUUUACCCCCGCAAAAACUGGUCCUCCCUCGUCCUCUAUAACUGCGCCCACCGCAAGAACGUCGCCGCCCUCACCCCCGACGCCGUUAGCACCCAGUCCGGCGCCUUCCUCCACCGCUUCAUGUGGCUCGACGAUGCCGAGAUCGGCGAGAUCCCCUUCGUAUGGAACUUCCUCGUCGGGCACAACAAGGUCGACCCCGCCGAUCCCGACAACACCGCGCCCAAGGCCAUCCACUACACCUCCGGCGGGCCUUGGUUCGAGCGCUACAAGGACUGCGAGUUCGCCGACCUCUGGAUCAACGAGUUGGAGGAAUCGAACGCCGAGAAGGCUGCCGAGGAUGAGAAGAAGAAAGGUUCCGCAAAGAAUAAUUAAAUGGAAAGGGAGAUGCUCCCAGAUCUGGUGGAAGGUAGUAGCAUUCAGGUAUUGUGUUUGGGUCAUUCUCCUAAAUUCUUUUUCUUGUUGCUAAUCAACAUUUCACAUGUUCUUUUCUUAUUUCUUUCAUUUUAUGUCAAUUUGUGCUUCUAAUAUUGACAAUUGCUGUGUUAUUUGACCGUUUUAUAUGAUUUCAUCCCAUGAUUGGAAGUGCUUCACUCUC